UGGCUACUAAAUAAGGAGUGUGAGUAUAAGUGUAUAUUAUAUGAUUAAAGUCAAUUGUUGAACGGAGUAAACUUAAGUCAGCGAACAGAAAAUAUAAAAUCAGUUGCUUCUGGCCUCUUGCGAAUAAGAGUCACUAAUAAUCAACCAACAAAAUGUCUGAGAAAGAGAAAAAGGUCAAGAAGAAGAAGAAGGAAGGAGAAGCCACUGUUGAAGCUACCCCAGAAGAAACUCCAGCGGCAACUCCAGCAGCUGCCACACCAACCACCCCAUCUGGUUCGACUCGCCAAUCAUCCAAAUCUGGCGGUUCUUCAUCCAGACGCGCUAAGCGCGCCGGUUCCAAUGUCUUCUCUAUGUUCUCACAGAAACAAGUCGCUGAGUUCAAAGAGGCCUUCCAACUCAUGGAUCAAGACAAAGAUGGCAUUAUUGGAAAGAACGAUCUCCGUGCUACAUUCGAUGCCGUUGGUAAAUUGACAAACGACAAAGAAUUGGAAGAAAUGCUCGGAGAAGCGUCUGGACCAAUUAACUUCACACAAUUGUUGACUCUGUUCGCCAAGCGUAUGGCUGGAUCAGGAGCAACUGAUGAUGAUGAUGUUGUUAUUGAUGCCUUCAAGAAAUUCGACACCGACGGUCUCAUCGAUGGUGACAAAUUGCGUCAUUUACUCAUGACCUUCGGCCAAAAGUUCACCGCCAACGAGGUUGAUGAUGCCUACGAUCAAAUGGUGAUUGACGAUAAGAACAUGAUCGACACAGCUGCCCUCAUCGAAAUGCUUACAGGAAAGGAAGAAGGAGAAGAAGGAGAAGAAGCAGCAGCAUAAGCUGAUUUCGAUUCAUUCACCUCAGUUCAUUGAUUCCAUUAUAUACAAGCAGAUCACGUUUCUUUUGGAGAUUUUCUUUAUCCUUGGAUAAUUACAAAAAAAUCUGAUGAACCAAUCGCACCACCGUCGUUUAUCAUGGAAGAACUUUCAUCUCUUUUUUCAUUGACUUUGUCUUAUUUAUGUGUAUGUUACAUUCAUUAAAACAAAUUUGUAAAGAAAAGAACAAAAUAAAAGCUUUAAAAGGAACGGCAGUUGAACAUCAAACCUGUUGUCAUUAACUAAAAUCAUCUAAGAAAAUAAAGAAAUAAAUAAAAACUCAAAAAAAAAUUCUUAAAA
Molecule: messenger RNA, 1151 nt
Organism: Bradysia coprophila
Lineage: Eukaryota; Metazoa; Arthropoda; Insecta; Diptera; Sciaridae
Gene: Mlc2
Product: myosin regulatory light chain 2
Molecular function (GO): calcium ion binding
Source: RefSeq, a predicted model, not a curated record